Pipra filicauda (Wire-tailed manakin) is the source of this 4971-nucleotide messenger RNA. RefSeq names its product tubulin tyrosine ligase like 7 (gene TTLL7). The record is from RefSeq and is a predicted model, not a curated record. Gene Ontology annotation, biological process: microtubule cytoskeleton organization; protein polyglutamylation. Lineage: Eukaryota; Metazoa; Chordata; Aves; Passeriformes; Pipridae. The transcript has 23 exons. Bases 244 to 2982 code for a protein of 912 amino acids. Gene Ontology annotation, cellular component: cilium. Gene Ontology annotation, molecular function: tubulin-glutamic acid ligase activity; tubulin binding.
AGUAUAGCAUGAGAAAAUGAAAUCAGAUGCUUAAUACUGAAUUCUUGCAGGUGAAGAGGCAAAGAUCUUGAUACUGAUUAUGACCACAAAAAAUAUCUAUCCAUUCCAGAACUAAUUUUUGCUACAACCAGAGACUGAAAUGGCAUGACUGGAGUUUUAAGUAAUUUGAGUUUGACAGUUUCACCAUUUUCUAAGAACUUGGAGCAGAAUUUGAACUCUACGUCUGCACUGUCCUAGGUUAUAAUGCCGUCCUUUUCUAAUGAGGGAGAUAACCGUGGAACCGAUCCUCUGACUUUGAGUUCAGAACUACCCUAUCAAGGCACAACUAAAAGAAAAGUCAGAAAGAAGAAGAACAAUGGAGCCAUCACUGCAAACAUCGCUGGCACAAAAUAUGAAAUUGUACGUAUAGUAAUAAAAGAAAUGGGAUUUGAGAAAACACCUGAUGAAGAUGAAACAGCCAAUCUUAUCUGGAGUGAUUGUGCUGUGCAGCAAGAGAAGAUUGCUGAGCUGCGGAACUAUCAGAGAAUCAACCAUUUUCCAGGAAUGGGAGAGAUAUGCAGAAAGGAUUUUCUGGCAAGAAACAUGACUAAAAUGAUCAAGAGUCAGCCUCAGGAGUACAGUUUUAUUCCUCGGACGUGGAUCUUCCCUGCAGAAUACACACAGUUUCAGAACUAUGUAAAAGAACUGAAGAAGAAACGUAGACAGAAAACUUUCAUAGUCAAACCAGCUAAUGGUGCAAUGGGACAUGGGAUCUCUUUAAUAAGAAAUGGAGAAAAGUUACAAGCUCAGGAUCACUUAAUUGUUCAGGAAUAUCUUGACAAACCAUUUCUUAUGGAAGGCUACAAGUUUGAUUUACGUGUGUAUAUUCUUGUAACCUCCUGUGAUCCAUUAAAAGUAUUUUUAUAUCAUGAUGGACUGGUGAGAAUGGGCACGGAAAAGUAUCACCCCCCCAGUGACUCAAAUUUGAGUCAACUGUAUAUGCAUCUGACUAACUACUCUGUCAAUAAACAUAAUGAGCACUUUGAACGGGAUGAAACAGAAGACAAAGGAAGUAAACGCUCCAUAAAAUGGUUUACUGAGUUUCUAGAAACAAAUAAUCUUGAUGUCUCCAAAUUCUGGAGUGAUAUUUCAGAGCUGGUGGUGAAGACUCUCAUCGUUGCAGAGCCGCAUGUUCUUCACGCGUAUCGCAUGUGCAGGCCCGGGCAGGCUCCAGGCAGUGACAGCGUCUGCUUUGAAGUCCUGGGGUUUGACAUUCUGCUGGACAGAAAACUAAAACCAUGGCUCCUAGAGAUUAAUCGUGCCCCAAGCUUUGGAACGGAUCAAAAAAUAGACUAUGAUGUAAAAAAAGGUGUUCUGCUGAAUGCAUUACAACUUCUCAACAUACGGACAAGUGAUAAAAGGAGAAAUUUAGCUCAGCAGAAGGCUGAGGCUCAAAAAAGACUGUAUGGUCAAGGGUCAAUGAGAAAACUGUUGCCAGGCUCCUCAGACUGGGAGAAGCAGCGCCACACGCUGGAGAGGAGAAAAGAAGAGCUGAAGGAAAGACUUGCACAAGUACGUAAACAGAUUUCCAAAGAGGAGCAUGAAAAUAGACACAUGGGGAACUACAGGCGAAUUUACCCUCCUGAUGAUAAGACAUUACUUGAAAAGUAUGACACUUUGUUAGCCACUGCUUUCCAGACCUUUCUUGCUGGAAGAGCAGCUUCACUGCAGCGGGAAAUGAAUAAUCCUUUGAAAAGAAUGAAGGAGGAGGACAUUUUGGAUCUUCUGGAGCAGUGUGAAAUAGAUGAUGAAAAGCUAAUGGGAAAAUGCACCAGGCAGCGAGGACCUAAGCCCUUGUGUUCAAUGCCAGAAAGUGCACAUUCCUUAAGGAAAAUUAAGAACCACAGUAGUGAUAGUAGCUGUGAUAGUGGUAGCUGUGAGUCAGAAUCGGGAGAGGAAACUGAAAAGGAAGAUCACAAUGAAAAAAAAGAGAAAAAAGUUUCAUAUGAUCUUGAAGAAAAUAAAUACAAACCUCUGGAACGAUCAGGGAGAAUGAACUGGAAAGCCUCCAAUAAACCUGUCAAAUCUCCAUCGUACUCGUCCCCCACGUCCUGCCCAGGCCCCAUGAGGCGCUCAGUGAGCUGCCCUCGCUCCAUCUCAGUGCUCACUGUGCAGCCCCAGGCAGCUGAGCCACGGCCCUGCUCAGCCAAAGCCCCUCUGCAGCUGCAGAGAACAGCCUCAGUGAACAGGUCUCACUCCUUGAACCGCAGCCCAUCCUCAGCCAGAGUCUCUCACACAGCCACCUUAGGGACUGGGAACUCUCCAGGGAGCUUUCCAUCUCUAAAGUCAGUUAAUAGAAUUGGAAAGACAUUAAGAUUGUGUCUUCACAACAAGGCGCCGAAGAGUGAGUCUUUGCUGCAACAGAAAACAAAAGAGCAAGAAGUUGCUUUGACAAAAGAGACUCUUCUCCUUAUCAAUGACAUGAGAAUCAAGUUCCCAGGAAAAACAGAUGAAGAAUCUGAAUUAAUUAUAGAAGAUAUUAUGGAUAAUUGGAAGUAUCAUAAACCAAAAGUGUCAUCCUAUUGGUUGGUAAAACUGGAUCCAACAAAGCAACGAAAAGUUUUGGAUAUAGUCAGGACAGGUGUUCGUGCAGUUCUACAGCAUGUGUGGAAAGCUCCAGACGUGGAAAGUUUGCAUCUCUACCGUCUGUUUAACCGGGUGUUUAGUCGCUUGCUUUGGAGCCGUGGUCAGGGCCUAUGGAACUGCUUCUGUAAUUCAGGGAGCUCUUGGGAAACCAUGUUCAGUAAAAGCACAGAGGUGGUGACUCCUGAGCAACUGCAGUGUUGCCAACGAAUAGUACAGCUUUGUAAACGCUGCCUGCUGGUAGUUUACAAAUACUCAUCAGAUUCAAGAGGAUCCCCAACUGGGAUUAGGCACCACUGGGAUGAUACAAGAUCCCUCAAAGUCACUGUUUCCAGAUUUGCAUUCCUAGAGGUAUCCUAACAUGUCAGACACUUGUGGCUCCACAUUCGCAGUGGGAUGCUAUAGGGGCACAGCUCCAGCCCAGGGUCAGGUAUUUUUUGCCAGGACCUUCACUGUUCAUCCUGAAAUCACCCUCAUCCAAACUUAGCUGCAGUUCAUCUGGAAUGCCUCGCCCUAACAUUUUGUUCACACACAGAUACAGUCACUUGUGAAGUUAAAGGAAAGUUGCUGUUUGUAAAUAAUAGCACCAAUAUUUUUUUUUCAGUUUAAAAUUUGUGAUGAAGCUAAAUGUAAACACUGUUAUAUAUUUCCUACCAUCAUAUUAUAAUAAAAUUUAGCUUAAAACCUACUGUAAAAGCAUAGCUUUUCUGGGAACAUAAUAAAUCUUGUUGUUUACAUACACAUGUGAAUGUGUAGAUCUUGCUAGGUUUAUAAGUAAUUCCUUCCUACUAGAAAUGUUAUUUUUGCUGCAGAAUAUAUAAAAUGGAAUUGAUCUUGAAAGUUCUAUUACAGUAUUACAUUAUUUUGUAAGUAUAAUACUUUGACUUGAAAAUUAUUUAUUGUAAACUAUAUUAUUUAUUGUCUCAAGUGUAAUUGAUCCUUUAACAAGGCAGAUAAUUAAAAAACUCUAGUAGAACAGUAAAACUGUAACAGGCAUUGAAAAUAAUAUGAUCAGUUCUUGGACAUGUUUAAAAUAAAAGCCAAAACUCUGUAAGCCAAACCUAAAGCAGACAUAUUUUUAUUUCUCCUCUGAAAUGACAAGAUCUAUUUAAUGCUGCUAUUUUUCUUAAAGGACACGAUAUAAUAUCUUUUAGCCAAAGCAAAGGCAUCUAGUAGACAAACAGUAAAAUAUCAGUUAAGCAUUGACUUUCUAACUGCAUUAUUGUGAUAAAAUGGAAGCCAAUGUUUGUUUCCAGAUUUUUGGUCCCAUUACCCAUACCCUGUGCCUUUAGGUUUCCUUUGGGAGCAGGAAGUCAUCUCCAGCUGCCCAAGCAUGCAUAGUGCACAGUUCUUCUGUUUUACUGCACAAGUGGUAAAGCAGACAUUUUAGGAAUUACUGCAGCUGUAAUGUAUUGUUUCAAACUUAACCUAAUUGGUUUGUUGUAGUUUUUAGCAUGCAAUCCAGUACCUCCUGUGGAAUGUAGCCUUGCAAUGGACAGUAUUUUCUACAUUGCUGACAUGGUUACAUGUUGGAAAUGUAGUUCAUUUGAAAGCUCUCACUCAGAUCCAGCUUCCUGGGGCUGGCUGAAGGGCACAAAAAUAAAACAAGCCAGAGCAGGAACUUAGUAUUAACAAGAUUUGUAGCCUGAAAACAUCAUUCAGGUUUUGCUACAUACAGCCAUUCAUCCCACUCAGCAUUGUGUCAUGUGAGCCUUAUUCAUUAUAGAAAUAACUAUUAAACAAAUCAGUUAAUCUAGAUUUAAAAAUUAAUUAAGUUUUUUAACUGAGUAAAGAACAGAGUAGUUAUUAUUUACCAAAGACUUGUGUACUUACCAAUCAUUUAAUCCUGACAUGUGUUUGUAAAUUAUUGAUGUAUUUCAGGUAUACUUAAAAAAAUAAUUUGGGGGCUACUUAUCCUCAGGAGCAAGUAUGUUAAUAGUUUUUGAUAUCCAGCAAUUUAAGACAAAUUUAAGAGACUUAAGAAAUUUGAGAUUGAAGUUGUAUGGAAAUGCGUUGAUUUUGGUUUUGGUUUUGUUUUUGUUUUUACUUUAGUCAUAGGAUAUAUAAAACUGGGAAUUUGGGUGAGAUUUUUGAUGCCUGUCUGUAGUGCCUCAGCUCUACAACUGCAGAAGACUAUUUGUAAACAAUUAAAAAACUCUCUUGAGAUUAGCCAGAUAAAAGCAGUCUUUUUGUCUGGUGAAGUCUUUUUAAUUUUUGUGGUAAUAUUAGUUCAGUAAUAUAACAUGUUUGCAUUAAUUGUAUAUCUCUUUUGGUCCAUACAGUGACUACUAAAGCCUAUCCUGGUUAUCUGUAAGACCUAAUAAAAGCUGUAAAUUUUCUCUCCUUGGA